AUAAAUGUCCGACCCAUGUGUUGCGUGUUGUGAGUUGACCAUACUGUUUUGAGUACGAAGUCAAGAAAAUCCUGAGUUCAAGAUGAGAGUGAAAUUACUCAGUAGAAAUCCAGACGACUAUCUAAGAGAGACAAAGAGGGAUAUACACCGUGUGCCAAGAAACUAUGACCCAAGCCUCCACCCGUUUGAAACAGGGCGUGAGUACGUCCGAGCUGUAAAUGCCACCAAGUUGGAACGUGUUUUCGCCAAGCCGUUUGUUGGAUCAUUGGAUGGUCAUCGUGAUGGGGUCACCAGCAUGUGUAAACACCCCAGCAGCAUCUCUCUGCUUCUGUCAGGCUCCUGUGAUGGAGAGGUCAGGGUUUGGAACUUGGCCAAACGUGACUGUGUGACGGCCAUUCAGGCACAUGACGGCUUUGUCCAUGGACUAGACUGUCAUCACUCACAGCCUUACUUCUUCACAUGUGGGGCAGACAGCACCAUCAAGCAGUGGCGGAUGACAGCAGAAGGGGGCAUAGAUGUGGAGCCCAUGAACAUCAUCCUGGGGAAGACAAUGUUCCAAUCUGACUACCACUGGUCAGAAAAUAUCUUUGCAAAUAGCUGGAGGAAGGAUGACAUUUGGGAUGGAGCACAAGGUCAAAAUAAACUGGAUCAUUAUCUGAAAUCGGACAGCAUGAAGCAGUCAAGGACAAAUCCAGUAGAGGUGGUUCAUGAUACUGGGAGUUCAGGGUGUGACAUGAUUCACUUUACACUUCCCUCUUCUGUACAGGUCAUCCUGAAGAUGUGUUCCAAUGCCAUCGCCUGGAACCCAAUGGAGGCUUUCACCUUCACUGUGGCGAAUGAAGAUUACAACCUGUACACGUUUGACAUGAGGAAACUUUCAAUGCCUCUCAACUUUCACAUGGACCACAUCUCAGCAGUGAUGGAUGUUGACUACUCACCGACUGGACGGGAGUUCGUGUCAGCUGGGUAUGACAAGUGUAUCAGAAUAUUUCCUGUUGACCAGAGACACAGCAGAGAGAUCUACCAUGCCAAGCGGAUGCAGCGUGUCAAUGUGGUUCAGUGGUCUCUCGACAAUAAGUACAUCCUGUCCGCCUCAGACGAGAUGAACAUCAGAGUAUGGAAAGCAAAUGCUUCAGAGAAACUGGGUGUGCUGAAACCGAGGGAGAAAACUGCUUUCAACUACAAUGAGAAACUGAAGGAAAAGUUUGGACACCAUCCGCAAGUCCGCCGUAUUUCACGGCAUCGCCAUGUGCCCAAGUUUGUCUACAAUGGUGCCAAGGAAAUAAAACUCAUCAGAGCUUCACACAGGCGAAAGGAGAGCAACCGUAAAGCACACAGUAAGCCCGGGGCCGUCCCGGACGUCAAGGAGAAGGAGAAGCAUGUGCUGGGGGAGGUGGAGUGAUGAGGGCUGCAGUGAGGUGCUGGUCCAGGUUGUGCUGAUCCAGACUGGGGCAGUGGAAGAUAGUACAUCUUGAUGAAAUGACAUUUUAUAGUAUAUUUCCAUGUGUAUGAGAGGACAGUCCAUCGCACACUAACGUUAGGAGGAAGGCUGUAUCCCUUUGUGGUUGUACAGUGUCAUGUUGAUCCUGUGUGAGUUGUGCAUGGAAGAGAGUGACAGAGGGCAAGCUUGUUGUGUUAGCACUGCAUGUCCAUUAUGACAAGAGGUCAUGUGCCCAGGAUCACAUUCUACAGAUGGCACACAUGGUUGUUGGGUGCGCCCAGGUUCACAUUCUACAGAUGGCACACAUGGUUGUUGGUUGUGCCCAGGAUCACAUUCUACAGCUGGCACAUUUGGAUAUAGGUUGUGCCCAAGAUCACAUUCUACAGCUGGCACACAUGGUUGUUGGUUGUGCCCAGGAUCACAUUCUACAGCUGGCACACUUGGAUGUAGGUUGUGCCCAAGAUCACAAUCUACAGCUGGCACACAUGGUUGUUGGGUGUGCCCAGAAUCACAUUUUACAGCUGGCACUCAUGGUUGUUAGGUGUGCCCAGGAUCACAUUCUACAGCUGGCACACAUGGUUGUUGGGUGUGCCCAGGAUCACAUUCUACAGAUGGCACACAUGGUUGUUGGUUGUGCCCAGGAUCACAUUCUACAGCUGGCACACAUGGAUGUAGGUUGUGCCCAAGAUCACAUUCUACAGCUGGCACACAUGGUUGUUGGUUGUGCCCAGGAUCACAUUCUACAGCUGGCGCACUUGGAUGUAGGUUGUGCCCAAGAUCACAUUCUACAGCUGGCACACAUGGUUGUUGGUUGUGCCCAGAAUCACAUUUUACAGCUGGCACUCAUGGUUGUUAGGUGUGCCCAGGAUCACAUUCUACAGCUGGAACACAUGGUUGUUGGGUGUGCCCAGGAUCACAUUCUACAGAUGACACACAUGGUUGUUGGGUGUGCCUAGGAUCACAUUUUUGCACACAUGGUUGCUGGAUGUGCUGUGAUGGCACAUGUCAUUAGCUAUUUGAACCUAUCUGUUCGAGAAAGUAGAUCUCCAGACUUGCUCUUUGCUGUAUGAACACCAAUCAAAUAAACAUCAUGUAUUAAUUUCA
This is a messenger RNA of Haliotis rubra (blacklip abalone), 2545 nucleotides long. RefSeq names its product DDB1- and CUL4-associated factor 13-like. Gene Ontology annotation, molecular function: protein binding. Gene Ontology annotation, biological process: maturation of SSU-rRNA from tricistronic rRNA transcript (SSU-rRNA, 5.8S rRNA, LSU-rRNA). Gene Ontology annotation, cellular component: nucleolus; small-subunit processome. Lineage: Eukaryota; Metazoa; Mollusca; Gastropoda; Lepetellida; Haliotidae. The record is from RefSeq and is a predicted model, not a curated record.